Mesitornis unicolor (brown roatelo) is the source of this 3135-nucleotide messenger RNA. RefSeq names its product patched 1 (gene PTCH1). Gene Ontology annotation, biological process: smoothened signaling pathway. The record is from RefSeq and is a predicted model, not a curated record. The transcript has 15 exons. NCBI's taxonomy places the organism in Eukaryota, Metazoa, Chordata, Aves, Mesitornithiformes, Mesitornithidae. The annotation marks the transcript as partial. Gene Ontology annotation, molecular function: smoothened binding; hedgehog receptor activity; hedgehog family protein binding. Gene Ontology annotation, cellular component: plasma membrane.
UUUUAUUUUUUCUUUUUGUAGGUUGUUCAUCAAAGUGUUGCACAAAACUCUACUCAGAAGGUGCUUUCCUUUACUACAACAACCCUGGAUGACAUCCUAAAGUCAUUUUCUGAUGUCAGUGUUAUCAGAGUAGCUAGUGGCUACUUACUAAUGCUUGCCUACGCCUGUUUGACAAUGCUGCGGUGGGACUGUGCCAAGUCUCAGGGUGCUGUGGGGCUGGCAGGAGUCUUGUUGGUUGCACUCUCAGUGGCUGCAGGAUUGGGCCUGUGCUCAUUGAUUGGAAUUUCCUUUAAUGCCGCCACAACUCAGGUUUUACCUUUUCUUGCUCUUGGAGUUGGUGUAGAUGAUGUUUUCCUUCUGGCACAUGCAUUUAGUGAAACAGGGCAGAAUAAAAGAAUUCCAUUUGAGGACAGAACAGGUGAAUGUUUGAAACGAACAGGAGCAAGUGUAGCCCUUACAUCUAUCAGCAAUGUUACUGCUUUCUUCAUGGCUGCCUUAAUCCCUAUUCCUGCUUUACGAGCAUUUUCACUCCAAGCAGCAGUUGUGGUGGUAUUCAACUUUGCUAUGGUUCUGCUGAUUUUUCCUGCUAUUCUGAGCAUGGACCUUUAUCGUCGGGAAGACAGGAGACUGGACAUAUUCUGCUGUUUUACAAGUCCGUGUGUCACUAGAGUGAUUCAGAUUGAGCCUCAAGCAUAUGCGGAAAAUGACAAUACUUGCUACAGUCCUCCACCCCCGUACAGCAGUCACAGCUUUGCACAUGAAACUCAGAUUACGAUGCAGUCUACAGUGCAGUUGCGCACAGAAUAUGAUCCUCAUACGCAGGUGUACUACACCACAGCAGAGCCUUGCUCAGAAAUAUCUGUGCAGCCAGUGACAGUGAUGCAAGAUAAUCUUAGCUGCCAGAGCCCAGAAAGCACAAGCUCGACGAGGGAUUUGCUUUCCCAAUUCUCAGACUCCAGUGUGCAUUGCCUUGAGCCCCCCUGUACAAAGUGGACACUCUCAUCUUUUGCAGAAAAGCAUUAUGCUCCGUUCCUCCUAAAACCAAAAGCUAAGAUUGUGGUUAUUUUUCUUUUUCUGGGUUUACUUGGACUCAGCCUUUAUGGAACUACCCGGGUGAGAGAUGGACUAGAUCUCACAGACAUUGUACCACGGGAAACACGGGAAUAUGACUUUAUUGCUGCACAGUUCAAGUAUUUUUCAUUCUACAACAUGUAUAUUGUGACACAGAAAGCAGACUAUCCAAAUGUCCAGCAGUUACUUUAUGAACUUCACAGAAGUUUCAGCAAUGUGACAUAUGUUCUGUUGGAAGAAAAUAGGCAGCUUCCCAAAAUGUGGUUGCACUACUUUCGAGACUGGCUGCAAGGACUUCAGGAUGCAUUCGACAGUGACUGGGAAAUGGGGAAGAUCACUUACAACAACUAUAAAAAUGGAUCUGAUGAUGCUGUUUUGGCUUACAAACUCUUGGUACAAACAGGCAACCGAGCAAAGCCCAUUGACAUCAGCCAGUUGACCAAACAGCGUCUGGUGGAUGCAGAUGGAAUCAUUAACCCAAAUGCGUUCUACAUCUACCUGACAGCCUGGGUCAGCAAUGACCCGGUGGCCUAUGCUGCCUCGCAAGCCAACAUCCGGCCUCACCGCCCAGAGUGGGUCCAUGACAAAGCAGACUACAUGCCAGAAACAAGGCUGAGAAUUCCAGCAGCUGAGCCUAUAGAAUACGCUCAAUUUCCUUUCUACCUCAACGGAUUGCGUGAAACUUCUGACUUUGUGGAGGCUAUCGAGAAAGUGAGAGCUAUAUGUAGUAACUACACCAGCCUGGGCAUCGCCAGCUACCCAAAUGGCUACCCAUUUCUGUUUUGGGAGCAGUAUAUUGGGCUUCGUCACUGGCUUCUCUUAUCCAUUAGUGUGGUUUUGGCUUGCACGUUUCUGGUGUGUGCCCUCUUCCUCCUAAACCCCUGGACGGCUGGAAUCAUUGUGGUGGUGCUGGCUCUGAUGACUGUGGAGCUGUUUGGCAUGAUGGGUCUAAUUGGAAUAAAGCUGAGUGCAGUGCCUGUGGUGAUCCUGAUUGCUUCUGUUGGCAUUGGUGUGGAAUUCACUGUUCACGUUGCUUUGGCAUUUUUAACUGCCAUGGGAGACAGGAACCAUAGGGCUGUCCUUGCAUUGGAACACAUGUUUGCACCAGUGCUGGAUGGGGCUGUGUCCACUCUGCUUGGAGUGUUAAUGCUCGCAGGAUCAGAGUUUGAUUUCAUUGUCAGGUAUUUCUUUGCUGUUUUGGCAAUCUUAACCAUUCUGGGAGUUCUCAAUGGACUGGUCCUGCUUCCUGUUCUUCUUUCAUUCUUUGGACCAUAUCCUGAGGUUUCUCCAGCCAAUGGACGAGACAGACUGCCCACACCAUCUCCUGAGCCGCCCCCCAGCAUCGUGAGGUUUGUGCUGCCGCCUGGGCACACAAAUAAUGGGUCAGACUCCUCUGAUUCUGAGUACAGCUCCCAAACCACAGUGUCCGGCAUCAGUGAAGAGCUUCAUCAGUAUGAGGCUACCCACAGCCCUGGGGCACCAGUCCAUCAAGUAAUAGUUGAAGCCACUGAGAAUCCUGUCUUUGUGAGAUCCACUGUGGUUCAGCCAGAGACAAGGCAUCAGUCAAGUCCCAGAUUGCAAUUGAAUCCAGACUGCAGCGCGCAACAGGCGUGGCGUCAGGGCAGACAACCCAAACGGGAAGCAAGGGAAGGGCUGCGACCACCUCCUUACCGCCCUCGCAGGGACGCUUUUGAGAUUUCUACUGAAGGGCAUUCAGGACCUAGCAAUAGGGAUCGCUUAGGCCACAGGGCUCGCUCUCAUAACAUGAGGAGCCCAGCGUUCAGCGCCGUGGGCGCUGCAGGACCAGCAUACUGCCAGCCCAUCACUACUGUGACUGCCUCAGCUUCAGUGACUGUUGCUGUUCACCCUGCGGUGCACAGCCACAGCUCCCGGGGAGGGAGCUUUCCUUCCUAUGAGGGACACCAUGAAGCUGAUCAUGGGCCAUUUGAGGACCCCCAUGUGCCUUUUAAUGUGUGGUGUGAAAGAAGAAAUUCUAAAGUAGAAGUUAUAGAACUGCAAGAUGUUGAAUGUGAGGAAAGGAUACCUGGCAACAGCUCACAGUAA